Scleropages formosus (Asian bonytongue) is the source of this 3430-nucleotide messenger RNA. It is a transcript of the gene hlfb, whose product is annotated as HLF transcription factor, PAR bZIP family member b. The transcript has 4 exons. Gene Ontology annotation, biological process: regulation of transcription by RNA polymerase II. The coding region runs from base 202 to 1086 and encodes 294 amino acids. Gene Ontology annotation, molecular function: RNA polymerase II cis-regulatory region sequence-specific DNA binding; DNA-binding transcription factor activity, RNA polymerase II-specific. Gene Ontology annotation, cellular component: nucleus. The record is from RefSeq and is a predicted model, not a curated record. Lineage: Eukaryota; Metazoa; Chordata; Actinopteri; Osteoglossiformes; Osteoglossidae.
CCGCCGUCUGCCCAACGUAGCGCCGUACGGUCCCACAGUCCCCGAGAACGUACACCAUAUAACAAUAAUAACAGUUUUUCGAGGGAAAUUGCUCCUACUUUCAGUCCUUCGACAUUUUUUUUUUCCUUUUGCAUUUUUUGUUACAUUUUUAUUACUUUUUUUGUGCUGUCGGAAAUACAAGAUUUUGUUCCACUCGGAGCCAUGGAGAAAAUGUCGAGACCUCUCCCAAUAAACCCAACUUUCCUACCUCCGACUCACGGCGUGCUCAAAUCCCUUCUGGAAAACCCAAUGAAGCUCCCCCUGCACCACGAAGAAGGGUUCGGCAAGGAGAAGGAGAAGGAGAAGAAGUUGGACGAGGACGGCAACGCUCCGCAGUCCGCUUUCUUGGGCCCCACGCUCUGGGACAAGACUUUGCCUUACGAUGGCGACAGCUUUCAGUUGGAGUACAUGGACCUUGAGGAGUUCCUGUCUGAAAACGGCAUCCCCUCCAGCCCGUCCCAGCACGAGCAGAACCAGCACCCGCAGCCGGCCCUCCAGCAGCAGGCGCCCCCGCCGCCGGUGCCGUCCGUCAUCGACCUCAGCAACCGAGCCACCACCUCCAUUCACACGCCCAUGGUGCCGCAGAACUGCCUGCACAGUCCCGGCAGAUCAGUAUUGCCCUCAUCCCGCAACACUCCCAGUCCCAUUGACCCAGAGACCAUUCAGGUUCCAGUGGGCUACGAGCCCGACCCGGCCGAUCUGGCUCUGUCGAGCGUACCGGGCCAGGAGAUCUUCGACCCACGCAAGCGCAAGUUCUCCGAGGAGGAGCUCAAACCGCAGCCCAUGAUCAAAAAGGCACGCAAGGUCUUCAUUCCCGACGACAUGAAGCAGGACGACAAAUACUGGGCGAGGCGCAGAAAGAACAACAUGGCGGCGAAGCGGUCGCGGGACGCCCGGCGGCUGAAGGAGAACCAGAUCGCCAUCCGGGCCGGCUUCCUGGAGAAGGAGAACUCCGCGCUGCGCCAGGAGGUAGCAGACUUACGGAAGGAGCUGGGCCGUUGCAAAAACAUUCUAGCCAAAUACGAAGCCCAGCACGGGCCCCUGUGAGGCCCCCCCCCCAGCCCAGCGCCCUCCACCCGCAAAUCCUCCGGGGAGUGACAGCCACCCCUCCACCUACCCAGCCACCCACCCUCCCAUCCACCCUCCCUCCACUUCCCUCGUUCGCUCAAGAGUUUAAAGGACAAUGAGUCUCUCGUUCAGUAGCACCCUCCCACCUCACGUUACAUCACCACUGAUACCUACUUUGAUUUCUGUCGUCAGCACUUUACCAGAAGCAGAAAAGAUAGCUGAUAUAUAAAUAUAUAUAAAUAUAUAUAUAUAUAUAAAGAAAUACUUAUUUUCCCUUUUUUUUUUCUGUGUUCACCGCCUCCGUCGUGAACCUGCCAUUCUAAUUCCUGAAGUGUUUUUUCUUUUGUAAAUGAUGUUCAUUUUCAUCUUCUCUCUACUUACUUUGUAGAUAUUACCAGGGCUGAGAACUGUUGUAGCAUUUCUUUUCCCUUUUUAAAUUUUUAUUAUUAUUAUUAUUGUUAUUAUUACUAUUGUUAUUAUUAUUAUUAGACUGCUGAUUCAGUAUCCUACCUACUUCCUCGUUUUAUUUCCUCUGUCGUAAUUGAUCCGAGCGGGUUAGCUAUUUUCAAGGACAGUUCCUCUCAUUCGGAAACGUCGGUGUACAUUGUCUUUGUGUGUGUAUGUGACAUGGUUUUUUUUUUUUUUUUCUUCUUUUUUUUUUUCUUUCAAAUUACGUGCAAACGUUUCCUUUCCAGUAACUACAGUACAUAAUUUCGAGAUUGUUUAUCUCUUGUUGAUGUCAAUAUUAUUAUUAUUAUUAUUAUUAUUAUUAUUAUUACUAUUAUUAUUAUUAUUUUAGUUCGAUGGUGAUCUAUCGUAUGCAUCGCUUUGAAAGUGCUCUGUGAGGUACCCCUAGCUACAUAACAUGCCCAGUCUGUGUGGCUUUUUUCUUUUUAACUUCAGACCGAACGGUUCGCUCUCCACUUCCCUCGCACCCGGGUCACGGGGAUACUCGGAAGUACGCCGUCAAGUGUGUGUUUUGCGUCGUCACGUGCGACACGGAAACCAUGUCUCAUAAUCUCCAAAGAAAUGCAGCCAGGAUGAUUCGUACAGGUGGAACGUGAAACUGUCCCCCCUGCCCGUCAGGCGCACACCUUUUAACUCCGUCGUCCUUAACAAAACCAGCAAACGGGUUUUAUUGCAGGAUCACGCUUCACGUUGACGGGAUGUUUCCAACGUGUUCGACAAUCUUUUUUCAUGAGCGUGAGAGAGGAGCUUUUCGCCAACAGUUCUGUGCACUUGUGUGUUUUACAGCCUGAUCUGGUGCGACGUUUCUACUGUGUUUCAGUCCAAUUUGCCUGAUUUUUAUGAAUGUUUUGCUUUAAAUUCAGUCUUACAAUUAUUGUUGUUAAAUAUACUUUUUCCGCAUGAUUUUCGUUCAAGUACACAAAUCUAAAGUGAAAUGAAAAUCAGUUUGAAAAAACAGUUCAUAUGUUUUCCUGAGCAUGACUAACUUUUUUUUUUUUCUUAUUUUUUUUUUUUUUUCUUUUUUUUUUGUGGUCAAUCUUGGACAACUUUUGUAGCUGUGUGUUGACCUUGUAGACUGGCUGUAAGAUGAAUGUAAAAGACGUACAAAAGAAAGGUGGAUGGUGUUGUCAUAUAACCCACUCAAUUCAAUGUUUACUACAGACCAAAAACAACGAGACGCUAAAUAUAUAUUGAUUAUAAGACUUCAGAUAUUUAUAGAAAGCUAUUCUGUGAGCUCUUUUUGUACAGUAUUUUCCUAUUCGAAUACUGACAGUGUAUUUUAAAAGGCACAAUAAAACAAUAAGACCGUUCUUAUUCUUUCAUGUAUACACACAUUGUAGGUAUGCAAAGAAAAGAAAUGCUCUUAUUUUGCAAUGUCGUACGCUAUUAUUAAGUGAUCCAGCACGCUGGGCCUCGCAGUGGGCAUUACAGAGACUACCUUCUUUUUUUCCGUUGCAUUGUCAGCAAUGCCGUUGGAAUAGCUCUCCUCCCCAUAUUCACUUUAUAGUGCUUUAUAUAAAUGAGAUAGCAAUACAUUAAAUUUAAACGCAGGAAGACUUAGCAUUUCUAUCUAAUGCAGUAGCAAAAAGAGUUGCUUUUUUUUUCUCCUGCAUACCUGCGGCUCGGCGUAGGCCGAACGUCGCCUCGCUCGAACCCGCCUGUCCGGCCUCGCGCUCUCCGCUGAAGGGUAAUAAAAACGGUUCCAGGUUCUUAUUUUAUUCUUGUACCAGCUGUUACGACCUAUUGUUUUAUCUGUUGUCUCUGAAGUGGAGGCUGAAAUGUGGCCCACUCUUGACUCUUUCUUUUCUAUUGGAAUAUGGUGUGUUAGCAGUGGCACUCAAAGAGCUUUUUAUGA